AUGCUUGACUUCCUCAAGGAUGCUGCUCUUUCAUCCGGUGCUAAACUAAAGAACGGAGCAUGGAAGGCGAAAGAGGCACACGUCGUUUAUAGACGUUCAGAUACGUUGGAAGAGAAUAGACAAAGCAGAGAGAAAGCAUUUGUGCGAGUGAAAGUCGGAAAGGGAAAAGCUUCACAGGAACAAGAAGCCGAAGAGAAAGGUGACGCAGCUGAGAAAAAGGAACCAAAAUAG
This is a messenger RNA of Cooperia oncophora, 231 nucleotides long. The record is from the annotation of a GenBank genome assembly. Lineage: Eukaryota; Metazoa; Nematoda; Chromadorea; Rhabditida; Trichostrongylidae.